This is a messenger RNA of Tigriopus californicus, 1250 nucleotides long. RefSeq lists its product as uncharacterized. The record is from RefSeq and is a predicted model, not a curated record. Lineage: Eukaryota; Metazoa; Arthropoda; Copepoda; Harpacticoida; Harpacticidae. Gene Ontology annotation, biological process: carbohydrate metabolic process. Gene Ontology annotation, molecular function: galactoside 2-alpha-L-fucosyltransferase activity. Gene Ontology annotation, cellular component: membrane. Bases 53 to 1156 code for a protein of 367 amino acids. The transcript has 3 exons.
UAAAAUAAGGCACAUCAUCAAUAAUCAAAUCAUUGCUCUUCGUCCAUCAGCAAUGCGCACCCAUCAAACCAUCAAAUUCAUUGGAUUUCUUAUUGGAAUUGUAUCAAUUUUAAAAGGUGAGAACAUUUCCAAAAAUACCAAGAAGUCCCAUCUGAGGUGGCCUCAAGAACUUCCAUGGGCUAUUCGGCGCGUUAUGCUCAAGAGUAAUUUGACCACAGUACCGAGAAUGUGGGACUACAAUGAUCAACGCCCGCAAUGUGAGGGAUACAUUUCUGCCGAUAGUAGUUGGGGAUGGGGUAAUCAAAUUUCUGAGCUGUUCUCAGUAUUUGGAUAUGCUAUCAUGUAUGACAUGAAGAACAUAAUGCUGAAAGCCGAGGUUCGAGAUCGAUUUGGCAAAGUAUUCCCAGCCAUGAAGGCCAUUCCAGCAUACGACGAGCUUCCUUGUAAAAUAGACAAUUAUGUGGAAGUCCCUCUUAAAAAGGGAUUGAAGUUCAACCAUACACUGAACUUAGUGUCAAAACAAUUUGCUCAUGAUAACAGGAUUGGCUUCACAUUCCGGAAAGAGAUUCUUCAACUAUUUGACUUCGCCGAGAACAUAAAAGAAGUCAUCAGGAAUACAAAGGCGAGAAUUAAAGCUACCCAAAGGCAAAGAAUGGGCCUGAAGACAGCAUUACCAAUCACUCUGGUGGGCAUUCAGUGUCGAAGAACGGACUACAUUAAUCAUAUCGUUUUCUUUGGUGGGCUGUCUGUAACUGAAUAUUAUUAUUACAAGGCCAUGGAUAUCAUGAGAACGAAAUUUGGGCCCAACAUUGCCUUCGUGAUAGCCUCAGAUGACUUGUUAUGGAUCAGAGAAAAAUUUGGCCAUUAUUCUCAAGAUGUUUACUUUGCUGUCGACUACUAUCAAGAUGUGGGAGGAGAAUCGUUUGUCUUUGAUUUUGCAUUGCUUGCCAGUUUGGACCACAUUAUCAUAAGUCCCGGAACUUUCAGCUCAAAUGCAGGAUACUUUAUUGAUGGCGAUGUGAUAUUUCCUGAUUGUCGUUUUCAAGGAAGAUUACAUGCAACCAUGGGGACCCAGAUUUUCCAUUUGAGUCACAAUUGGCAUUCUUUGACUGAUCCUUCUUUUGUGUCAAUUCCGAACCUAACAUAUGCUGCAUAAACGCUUCCUUCAGAAUUACUUACUUGCACCCCAUUAAAAAGCGCCUUCAAGGUGUUUGGUGAGUCAAAAUAAAAGGUCAUCUAAACACCUUGUU